CUGUGAUGCAAAGGGAAAAAACUUGUUUCCAAGAUGGCGUCGUAGAAGAAAGUUCAACUACAAAGUGAAUUAUGUUGGAUCAGAUGGUGUAUGUGGCUGCUGUAACGGUGUUAGGCGUUUUGGAACAAGCCUACUUCUCCCUCCAAGUGAUCGAUGCCAGGCGGAAAUAUUCUGUGUCUCCUCCGUCCAUUUCUGGGCCCCCGGAGUUUGAGAGAGUCUACAGAGCACAGGUGAACUGUACAGAAUAUUUCCCACUCUUCGUCUCCAUGCUCUGGGUGGCAAGCCUCUAUUUUAGCCAAGUUGUUGCACCUCUCUGUGGACUGCUCUACCUGUAUGGCAGAUACCAAUACUUCCAUGGCUACGCCCAGUCUUCUCAGGGGAGGCUGGCUCCAAUGUACUUCAGUGCUCGGGUUCUCUGGCUUCUGAUUGGUUUCUCCACAGUGGGGGUCCUCAGCGACCUGAGCAAAAUUUAUUUCGGAGUGGCUUUUCUUCAGGGACUGAAAGUCUUCCUCCGAUCGUAUUGGAUCCCAUUCUAGGAGGACUAGGAGCUUGUAAGCCGCUCUUCAGCAGUUGCUCGCCUGUUUUGCCUUGCACUUCGAAUUAAUGCACGGAUAUCAUGAUCCUGGAGUAUGCGCUUCCGCCCACUGUUACCCUUUGCUGAUGAUGUCUUUCCCUCGGAGUUCCAUGCCGACAUCACCUUAGACACCGUUGCUCGUGAAACAUCAGCAAGUUGAGCUGUCUUGGUCACUGAAGCUCCUGCCAAACGCACCCCAACAAUCACCCCUCUUUCAAAGUCACAGAGAUCUCCUCUUGCAGCCAUCCUAGCCAUAAUUAUAGGCAACCAGGCCUGUCCAGCAUUUUUGUACAUGCUGGGAUGUUAUUUGCUUAAAUAACGCAUGAGCCAUACCUGUGUGGAAGCCCUUGCUUUCAAUAUACUUGGUGUCCCUCAUUUACCCAGGUGUUUCCAUUUUUUGGUCCACUACCUGUAUAUUGCAAUAAGAACCAGUAAGUAUGACUGCAGACAUUAUAAAACCGAGCAGUAAGAAAAACUAAGAAAACUAAAUCUGAAGCUAUUUCCAAUCAUAAUCCACAAAACUCACUCAGAAGAGCAGUCUGCCUCCUACAGUGAAGGCGAUUCUGUGAUGUGCAUGAGGAUAGGAUCUGAAUUUACAUCAGUCUUGCAAAUGUUUUGCUCAGUUUACUUGUUAUUGUUUUUGUAAAUGUUUCAUAUUAUAUAUUUUCUAUACACAGUAUAUAUAGAGAGAGAAUGUGUGUGUAUAUACAUAAAAAUAAAAAUACAUAAAAUACAUAUAUAAAACUGGUGUACAAUA
Messenger RNA from Acipenser ruthenus (sterlet), 1331 nucleotides. RefSeq names its product leukotriene C4 synthase-like. Gene Ontology annotation, molecular function: glutathione transferase activity; leukotriene-C4 synthase activity; enzyme activator activity. Gene Ontology annotation, cellular component: nuclear envelope; membrane; endoplasmic reticulum. NCBI's taxonomy places the organism in Eukaryota, Metazoa, Chordata, Actinopteri, Acipenseriformes, Acipenseridae. The record is from RefSeq and is a predicted model, not a curated record. The coding region runs from base 72 to 536 and encodes 154 amino acids. Gene Ontology annotation, biological process: leukotriene biosynthetic process. The transcript has 7 exons.